This is a messenger RNA of Corylus avellana, 851 nucleotides long. Its product is annotated as dirigent protein 7. NCBI's taxonomy places the organism in Eukaryota, Viridiplantae, Streptophyta, Magnoliopsida, Fagales, Betulaceae. The record is from RefSeq and is a predicted model, not a curated record.
CAUAUUCUAGAAGAAGGCUAAUUGACCAAAUUUAUUGACUAAUUGAACACCGACCCUUGCCUUAUUGCAUAUAUAUUUAAUUAGACGCCCAUAUUCUCUUCAUAAAAGACGAGACGUAUUGACCAUUCUUCUUCAAGAUCCAGCUCCGAUAUUCCCCAUGGCUAGAAUUCUUCCUGCCUUGGCUUCCCAAAUCAUCCUCUUCUGCCUUUUCUCUGCGACUCUGGUCUAUGGAGAAGAGAAAGGCUUUGCAAGACCCUUAGACCGGAAGCAACACAAGCUGAGGAAAGAAAAGCUCAGCCACUUUCACUUCUUCUUCCAUGACAUCCAGAGUGGCCGGAAUCCCACUUCUAUCCCGGUGGUGCCGCCACCCUCCAACUCAUCGAAGACGGGCUUUGGUGUUGUAUUCAUUUUUGAUAACCCAUUAACCUUGGGACCCAAACUGAGCUCAAAAACGGUCGGGAAGGCACAGGGGCUUUUCUCUUCUGCCUCUCAAGAAGAAUUUGCUUUGUUGAUGGUUAUGAACUUUGCCUUCAAUGAAGGAAAAUAUAAUGGCAGCUCCCUUUCCAUUCUUGGAAGGAACCCCGGUGCCACCAGCAAGGUGAGGGAGUUUCCGGUGGUCGGAGGCAGCGGGCUUUUCCGGUUUGCUAGAGGUUAUGCUCUCGCCACCACUCAUGACUUGAAUAUGAAGACGGGUGAUGCCAUAAUUGAGUACAAUCUCUAUGUGUUCCAUUAUUGAUGUUCUUGAGGUUCCUUUCCUUUUUUUUUUUUUUUUUGCAAUUAUUUUGGCAACUUUUGUCAAGAGUUUGUGAGUGGUUUGUAUUACUUUAAACGUGCACCAUGCUUUCACAUUA